AUGACUAGCAGGGUCCUUCUACUGACAGCCCUAGCCAUAUGUCAAGGAUUCAACCUGGACACAGAAAAAGCGAUCAUCUUCCAAGAGAAUGCAAGGGGCUUUGGACAGAGUGUGGUUCAGUUUGGAGAAUCCCGGGUAGUGGUUGGAGCCCCCCAGGAGAUAAAAUCUGCCAACCAAACUGGCGGCCUCUACCAGUGUGACUACAGCAUAGGCAUGUGCCAUCCUAUCCCCCUGCAGGUUCCCUUAGAGGCUGUGAAUAUGUCUUUGGGUCUGUCUUUGGCAUCUACCACCAGCCCCUCCCAGCUGCUGGCCUGUGGUCCCACUGUGCACCAAAGCUGCAAGGAGAACACCUAUGUGAAUGGCUUUUGCUUCCUGUUUGGAUCCAACCUACUCCAGCAGCCCCAGAGGUUUCCUGAGACCCUGAAAGAAUGUCCUCAACAGGAGAGUGACAUCGUCUUUUUGAUUGAUGGCUCUGGUAGCAUCAACCCAAGAGACUUUCAGCGGAUGAAAGAGUUUGUUUCAACUGUGAUGGGCCAAUUCAAAAAGCCCAAAACCUCGUUCUCUUUGAUGCAGUACUCUGAUGACUUCCAGACUCAUUUUACCUUCAAUGAUUUCAACCGUAAUUCUAACCCAAAUUCACUGGUGGAGCCAAUAAGACAGCUGUACGGGAGGACAUACACUGCCACAGGAAUCCUCAAAGUAGUAAAUGAACUGUUUCAAGACAGCAGUGGGGCCCGGAAGAAUGCCCUUAAGAUCCUAGUGGUCAUCACAGAUGGGGAAAAGUUUGGUGAUUCCUUGGAAUACAAAGAUGUGAUUCCCAAGGCAGAGAAAAAAGGGAUCAUCCGCUAUGUCAUUGGGGUGGGAGAUGCCUUCAACAGUGAGAAAUCUCACCAAGAACUGAAUACCAUCGCAUCCAAUUCAUCUUCUGACCAUGUGUUUCGGGUAAAUAACUUUGAAGCUCUGAAGACUAUUCAAAACCAGCUGCAAGAAAAAAUCUUUGCCAUUGAGGGUACUCAGACAGGAAGCAACAGCUCAUUUGAGUAUGAGAUGUCUCAGGAAGGCUUCAGUGCCGCCAUCACCUCUAAUGGCCCCUUGCUGGGUGCUGUGGGGAGCUUUGACUGGGCCGGUGGAGGUUUUUUGCGAACUUCAAAGGGAGAAGUCACCUUCAUCAACACAACCAGGGUGAAUUCAGACAUGAAUGAUGCUUAUUUGGGUUAUGCUUCCGAGGUCAUUUCGCGAAACAAGGUACAGAGUCUGGUUCUGGGGGCACCUCGAUAUCAGCACACUGGCCUGGUGGUGAUGUUCAAACAGAAUGCUGGGAGCUGGAAGACCAGUGCUGUUAUCAAUGGGACCCAGAUCGGUUCCUACUUCGGGGCCUCCCUCUGCUCUGUGGAUGUGGACAGAGAUGGCAACACUGACCUGGUCCUUAUUGGGGCCCCCCAUUACUACGAGCAGACCCGGGGAGGCCAGGUGUCUGUCUGCCCCUUGCCUCAGAGGCGGGCUAGCUGGGAAUGCCGGGCUGUUCUCCGCGGGGAGCAAGGACAUCCUUGGGCCCGCUUUGGGGCAGCCCUGACAGUACUGGGGGACGUGAAUGGGGACAAGCUGACGGAUGUGGCCAUCGGGGCGCCAGGGGAGCAGGAGAACCAAGGCGCUGUCUACCUAUUUCAUGGAGCAUCAGGGCUGGACAUCAGCCCCUCCCACAGCCAGCGGAUUACAGGCUCCCAGCUCUCUCCCAACCUCCAGUAUUUUGGUCAGUCACUCAGUGGGGGCCAGGACAUCACGCAGGAUGGACUGGUGGACCUGGCUGUAGGAGCCCAGGGGCAUAUGCUGUUGCUCAGGUCCCAGCCUGUAUUGAGAGUCAAGGUGAUCAUGGAGUUCACACCCCGAGAAGUGGCAAGGAAUGUAUUUGAAUGUCGUGAACAGGCGGUGAGAAGCCUGAAUGCUGGAGAUGUAAGAAUCUGCUUGCAAGUCCAGAAAAGCACCCGGGAUCGACUGGUCGAGGGAGAGAUCCAGAGCAUUAUCACUUAUGACCUGGGUCUGGACUCCAGUCGCUCAAAUCCCCGUGCCAUCUUUGAGAAGACGAAGAAUAGUACACUUAGACAAACGCAGACCUUGGCGCUAACAGAGAAAUGUGAGACCCUGAACCUACAAUUACCGGAUUGUGUAGAAGACUCAGUGACCCCCAUUGUCCUGCGCCUCAACUUCUCUCUGGAAGGGAAGCCCUUAACCUCUUUCGGGAAUCUCCGGCCAGUGCUGGCUGUGGAUGCUCAGAGACUCUUCACAGCCUUGUUCCCCUUUGAGAAGAAUUGUGGCAAUGACAAUGUCUGCCAAGAUGAUCUCAGCAUUGUCUUCAGUUUUAUGAACCUGGACACACUGGUGGUGGGUGGUCCCCAGGACCUCAAUGUGACUGUUACUGUGAGAAAUCAGGGUGAGGACUCCUACAGAACUCAGGUCACCUUCUUCUACCCACCUGGCUUGUCCUAUCGGAGAGUGGCAGUGUCCCAGAACCAGCACACACACAGAUCCUGGCGCCUGGUCUGUGAGUCUAGGACCCCCACUGCAGGGCCUGAGACCCUGAAGAGCAGCAGCUGUAACAUAAAUCAUCCCCUCUUCCCAGGCAAUUCUGAGGUCACCUUUAAUAUCACAUUCAAUGUGGACUCCAGCGCUUCUCUUGGAAACAAAUUACUCCUCAAAGCCAAUGUGACCAGUGAGAACAACAUGCCCAGUACAAGCAAAAGUGAAUUCCAGCUGGAACUGCCUGUGAAAUAUGCUGUCUACAUGGUGGUCACCAGCCAUGAGAAUUCUACCAAAUAUCUCAACUUCACAGCCUCAGAUAAGACUAUCCAAGUUGUGGAACAUCAAUACCAGUUCAACAACCUGGGGCAGAGGCACCUCCCUAUCAGUGUGGUCUUCUGGGUCCCCAUCCUGCUGAACCAAGUGACCGUGUUGAAUGACCUUCAGGUUACCUUUUCCCAGGACCUCAACAAUUCAUGCCACAGUAAAGAAAAACUUCCUUCAAACACUAACUUCCUAGCUGAGAUAAAGAAGACCCCAGUGCUGAACUGCUCUAUUGCAGUCUGCAAAAGAAUCCAAUGUGACAUCCCAUCCUUCAGCACCCAGGAAAAAUUCACUGUCACCCUCAAAGGCAAUCUUUCAUUUGACUGGUAUAUAAAGACUUCUCAGAACCACUGGCUGGUUGUGAGCACAGCGGAGAUUUUGUUUAACAAUGCGGUGUUUGCCCUGCUUCCGGGACAAAGGAUGUUUGUGAGGGCCCAGACAGAGACCAAAGUAGAGCAGUAUGACGUUCCCAACCCUGUACCACUCAUCGUAGGCAGCUCUUUGGGGGGGCUGGUGCUUCUGGCUCUCAUCACAGCGACGCUGUACAAGCUUGGCUUCUUCAAACGGCAGUACAAGGACAUGAUGAGCGAGGCUGAUCCCCAAGCAAGCCCACCCCAGUAA
Molecule: messenger RNA, 3459 nt
Organism: Chrysochloris asiatica (Cape golden mole)
Lineage: Eukaryota; Metazoa; Chordata; Mammalia; Afrosoricida; Chrysochloridae
Gene: ITGAM
Product: integrin, alpha M (complement component 3 receptor 3 subunit)
Exons: 31
Coding region: 1-3459 (1152 amino acids)
Biological process (GO): cell-matrix adhesion; cell-cell adhesion; integrin-mediated signaling pathway
Cellular component (GO): external side of plasma membrane; integrin complex
Molecular function (GO): integrin binding
Source: RefSeq, a predicted model, not a curated record